GAUGUGUGCCGAGCCGAGUGGGGCUGUGAGUUGGCCAUUUGGGUCGGCGCCGAGCCCAAGCUGAAAUCACGAUCGUUGUUGCCGAGGUACGCCCAUCUCCGCCUGUGUUUUGAGACGUGCCUGGUCAUGAUUUGCAGUGGAAGUGACAAGUCUAACUUGCUAGAGGUGUUGGCCUCCUUCGGAGAGCCCGUUAAGUCGAUGCUCAUGGAUUUCUGGGCCAUGUCUUUGGGGGUUUCAAUCGGUCCUGAGGUUCACAAACAUGUUUGGCAGGAUCUCGUGCCGAAAUUCAGCUACCGCAUCCGGCUUGCUCGUCAACGAGGCCUCGGGCUUGUUCUGUCGUUUGUCGCUUUCAGGGUCAUGGGCGUCUCCUUCCUGUUGCUUCGUUUCCACAUGUAUCCCGCCCAGCCAGGAGAUCACGAG
Messenger RNA from Prorocentrum cordatum, 420 nucleotides. The record is from the annotation of a GenBank genome assembly. NCBI's taxonomy places the organism in Eukaryota, Dinophyceae, Prorocentrales, Prorocentraceae.